AUGAAUAUAAAUUUUAAAAUUAUAUUUAAAUUAUAUUUAAUUAUUUAUUUAAUCAAUUUAAUAUUGAUUAAAUUUCAAAUCAAUUAUGAAGUAAAAUCAAUAAAUAUUGAUUAUAUUAAUAAUACUACUUAUAAUGUAUUUAGUAAUAAUGAAUCAUUAUUAGAAUAUCAAAUUCAAUUUUAUUUAAAUGAUAAUACACCAUUGAAUUAUUUAGUUGGUAAUAUAUUGACUACUAAUUAUACCCAUCCCCAUCCCCAUCCCCAUCUCCAUCCCCACCACCCCCACCCCCACCAGCAACAACUACAACAACAUGGAAACAUCUUCAUUCGAUCAAUGUUAAUCCCAGAUACAUAUUAUCAAUUAACUAUAAAAGGUGAUUUAUAUACACGUAAUGUGAUUGAUCGUGAUUUGAUUUGUUCUAAAUUUAAUUGUUGUUUAUUAAAUUAUUGUCAAAUGAAUAUUGAAGGUUAUUUAUUUACAAUUAAUAAUUUAAAACCAAUUAAAUUUCAAAUACAAAUUAUUAUUAUUGAUGAAAAUGAUAAUAUUCCCUUAUUCCCUAAAUCAAUAAUUAACACCGACAACAACCAUGGCAACAACACUAACGAGCAUAGCAACAACACCAACAAGCAUAGCAACAACACCAACAAUGAAAAUUUGAUUGAUAUUUAUAAUCAAAAUUUAAAUAUUUAUGAAUUAAUUAUACCAGAAUCUAUUUCUAUAGGUAAACGUUAUUCAUUACCUAUGGCUAUAGAUAAAGAUUCACCACGUUAUGGUAUUAAACAAUAUCGAUUACAAAUAAUCAAUCAUUUAAUUACUAACCAGAUUAGUAAUGAUUCUUAUACAUCUAGUAUAGAAUCUCCAUUCAGCUUAAUUAAUCCAGAUCAAUUAAUUAUAAAUAAGAUCAAUACUAAAUCUAUUAUAGGAUCACCUCAAUUACAAGUAGAUUAUAUGUUAGAUCGUGAAAAACAAUCAAUUUAUUAUUAUAGAAUUAUAGUUGAAGAUCAUGGUGAACCACCAUUAUAUUCUGAUAUGAUAUUACGUAUUAAAGUAGCUGAUAUUAAUGAUAAUGCACCAAUAUUCAUAAAUUUCACCACAGAUAUAACGACUGUUAACCAUAAUGACAACAACAAUAAUAUCUUCAUUAUGGAAAAUCUUACAAUCGGUACAAAAAUCUUUCAAUUUUAUACAAAAGAUUUAGAUGAAGGUGAAAAUGGUAAUAUUACCUAUUUAAUUGAUUGGAAAUCAAUAUAUGGUGGUUGGGAUCAAUCAAAUAUUCAAUCAAUAAUAUCGAAAUAUUCAUUAAAUCCAUGGAAUGGUGAAUUGAUAAUAUCUGAUCUUUUAGAUUAUGAAAAUGAAUUAGAACGUAAACUAAUUUUAUUAAUACAAGCUAUAGAUAAUGGUAUACCAAAAUUAACAUCAAGUAUAAGUUAUACAAUUCAUCUUAUUGAUAUUAAUGAUAAUGAACCAGAAAUUGAAAUGAUCCCAAUACAUACUACUGAAAUAAGUAAUAGUAGUAGUAAUAGUAGUAGUAGUAUAGGGAAUGUUAGUCAAUUUCCUCUCCUUUAUGAAAAUGAUCCAACACCACAAUUAUUAAGAUUAAUAUCGAUUAAUGAUAAAGAUGAUUGUUCAAUAAAUAAAAUUCAAUGUCAACUGAUUAAUGAAGAGAGAAAUCUUGUAAGUUUUCGUUUAAUCUCUUAUUCAAAUUAUGCUUAUGGUUUAUUCAAUCAACGUCAAUUUGAUUAUGAAAAAGAUACAAAUAAGAAGGGUCAACUUCUAGUUGGUAUCCAAUGUGAAGAUAUAGCAGAACCGAAAAAAUUCAUUCAAAAAUGGUUUGAAUUACCAUUAGGUGAUUUAAAUGAUAAUUGGCCACAAUUUAAUCAAUUGAAUUAUGAAUUUUCAAUAUAUGAAAAUGUACCAAUUUAUACAAAGAUUGGAUAUAUUGUUGCUAUGGAUUUAGAUUCAGGUAUCUAUGGUCAAUUAAGAUAUGAAUUGAUGUCAGAUCAUUUGGAAUAUUUGAAAUUCAUUCAAAUCGAUGCUACAAAUGGAACGAUAUAUACAACUGAUCACUUAGAUAGAGAAUUAAUCAAUAUCCUUCAUCUCUUUGUUACUGUGAAAGAUGGUGGAGUCAUCGCUGAUGAUGAUGAUGAUGAUGACGAUGGUGGUGGUGGUGGUGGUGGUGAUGGUGGUUAUGAUAACAGGAUCAAUAACGAAACGGGAAACUUCAAAUCAAUCAUUAAAACAAAUACAACAAGCAUAAAAAUUCAUUUACUUGAUGUAAAUGAUAAUCCACCUAAAUAUAAUGGAUCAUUAGAAUUUCAUAUUGAGGAGAAUUUACCAUUAGGUACAAUAAUAUUAAAUCAAUUAAAUUUUAUUGAUCCAGAUUUAGGAGAGAAUUCAACAAUUAGUAUAAAACUAAUUGAUCAAUCAUACUCUUAUUUACCUAGUAUAUCCGAUGAAUUAAAUAGUAACUAUGGCAACGAAAUGAAUGAUAAUUCUAUGAUUUCAGUUGACAACCAAUCAAGAUUGGUUGUAUCUGGGGUAUUAGAUCGUGAGAAACAAACUCAAUUUAUGAUUAAAUUAAUUGCAUAUGAUCAUGGUAAAUUAAUAAGUCAUACAUGUACAACUACCCUGACAUUUUACAUUGAUGAUAUCAAUGAUAAUCAACCAUAUUUAUUAUAUCCAAAUAAUGGUAGUCUAUUAUUUGGUAUGUCUAAAUCAUCGAAUUGGUUAAAUAGCCAUCAAUCUACAUCAUCAAUGAUACCAGUUGAUACAUCAUUUGGUACAUUAAUAGCUACAAUACGUGGUAAAGAUUUAGAUGCUGGUGAUAAUGGUACCGUUAUUUAUUCUAUAAUACCAAGUAAAAUCUAUCAUUUAAAACAAAAACUUAAACAACAACAGAAUAUUAUAAAUAUGAAAGUGAAUAAUAGGAAUUUGAUUGAUCCUUUUGAAAAUACUAACAGUAGAAGUAAUCUAAAGAUAAACGAAAAUAAACUGAAAUAUGAAAUCGAUAAGAAUACAGACUUUUUGGAACUUUAUGAUGGAUUUUUCUAUUUUACUAUUCAUGAACAAACAGGUCAAUUAACAACAUCUUGGAAUAAUCAUUUGAAAAAGAAAGAAAUUGAAUUAUUCAUUAAAAAUCAAUCUAUUCAUAUAAAUGAAUUACAAUUAAGGGAUCAAUAUUUAAAAUCAAAAGGUACACCUAUACCUGGUUUAUAUAUAAUAACAAUUCAUUUACAAGAUAAAGGUAAACCACAACAAACUACUGAAGUCAUUUUUUAUAUUAAUAUUACUGAACCUAUAAGGGAUUCAUUUGGUUUUUGGGCAUUACAUCAUUCUCAUAUUAGUAAUAAAAUAAUAUUAAUUUUAAUUAUUAUAUGUAGUUUAACAUUGAUAAUCAGUUUAACCAUUGUUAUAUUAUGGAUACGUUUUAAAUCAGAUAACCAAAUACUGAGAUCUAUAUCGAAUACUUCAUGUAGAGAAUAUAAACAAGGUAUAAUCAUUACAUCAGAUACACAGAAUUAUAAUAAACAUUAUAAAUUUCAUCAUUCUAUCAAUUUAUCACCUAUGAUUGAUAGAAAAUAUGAGAAAUCUUCAAAUCGGACAAUCUUUUUACCUUCAACUGUUUUAGAAUCAUAUCCUAAUGAAUUACCUUCAUCAGAAGGUUUAUAUAAUGGAACAUUAUUAACAGAGACAAUGAUAACUACUAGUAUAGAUGAGAAAUUACCUUCUUAUAUACAACCUUAUUAUAGUGAUGAGAAUACUAAUCAAUUAUCUAUAAAUGUAUAUCCUUUUCAUGUUAAUGAACAAAACGAAUCAUGCCAUCAUACAACUGAAUGGAUGUCAACAACAACAUCAAACCAAUAUCAUACUAAACCAUAUCAACCAACUUCAUUCAUUAUUAAACAUUCUAAUGAACCGAUUCCAAAUAUUAUACAUAUGGAUUCAUUUGCUGAUAAAAUAGAUCUAUAUAAUAAAGAUGUACAAUUAUUAAAUAAUGGUAUGAUAUCUGUUAAUUUAACUAAUAUAACUAAUCAAACAAAUAGUAUAUAUGGUAGUGAUAGUGGAGUAGAUAGUGGUACAGGUAUUAUUAUUACUACUUCAGAUACAUAUUUACCAAUAUCAUCAUGGUAUUUAACGGAUUUAAAUAAUAAAAUUAAUUAUCAUGAUUCAAUUUAUGGUUCUUUUAAGUUACCAUAUGAAAAAUCUGACAUGAAUAACAUCAGUCAUGGUAAUAUAUAAGAAUUACGUAAUAUAGUCAAGUGUUCACUUAGAAACAUCAACUUAUACAUGUAAUACAACUAAUAAAACAAGAGAAGGAUACAUUUCUCAAGUGUACUG
This is a messenger RNA of Schistosoma rodhaini, 4338 nucleotides long. Lineage: Eukaryota; Metazoa; Platyhelminthes; Trematoda; Strigeidida; Schistosomatidae. The record is from the annotation of a GenBank genome assembly.